This is a messenger RNA of Ctenopharyngodon idella (grass carp), 3324 nucleotides long. It is a transcript of the gene pdlim7, whose product is annotated as PDZ and LIM domain 7. NCBI's taxonomy places the organism in Eukaryota, Metazoa, Chordata, Actinopteri, Cypriniformes, Xenocyprididae. Gene Ontology annotation, molecular function: muscle alpha-actinin binding; actin binding. Gene Ontology annotation, cellular component: stress fiber; filamentous actin; Z disc. Gene Ontology annotation, biological process: muscle structure development; actin cytoskeleton organization; heart development. The transcript is spliced from 14 exons. The coding region runs from base 172 to 1503 and encodes 443 amino acids. The record is from RefSeq and is a predicted model, not a curated record.
CUUAUAUAGCCUGUGGAGUAAGAGAGACGUGGAGCGAACCCAUGUCACAAAGAAGGAGGGGAGGGAGUUGAGCUUUGCCAGCAGUGAGAAAGUCAGUCUAUCUUGCAGUGCCAGAUUUCCAUUUGGUUUUCUGGAGGUUUGGGUGACAAGUUUGGCCUGUGGCAUAAGGCCAUGAAUAUAUACGGUGUAACACUCAACGGACCUGCUCCCUGGGGCUUUCGGCUUCAGGGAGGCAAGGACUUCAACAUGCCUCUGACCGUGUCUAGGCUGACUCCAGGUGGCAAGGCGGCCCAGGCCGGAGUGGGUGUUGGAGAUUGGGUGGUGUCCAUCUCGGAGGCCAAUGCAGAGGAGAUGACCCACGUGGAGGCACAGAACAAGAUCAGAGCCGCAACCGACUCCCUCACACUCACUCUGAGCAGAGCUUUUCAUCCUGCCGGAGGAGAGCAGAAGAUGGAAGUUCUUGACAAAGGAGAAGCCUUCUAUGAGGAGUUGUACCCUGAGGGGAAGCACGGUCUGCGGGUGGAAAACAUGGCCUGCUUCAUCCCCAACGAUCGCAGUAAGAAGAGACUGAUCGAGGAUACGGAGGAUUGGCAGCCGCGCACCGGCACCACCCAGUCUCGCUCUUUCCGAAUUCUGGCCCAGCUCACAGGCACUGACUUCAUGCAGGACCCGGAUGAUGAGAACAUGAAAAGGUCCAGUCACGGAGUAACUCCCUGUCCUGCCAAGUCCAAGCCAGCAGACAAACCUGAUGAAGUUCAAGCACCAGCUAAAGCACCAACAAGUACCGGCCCAGCCUGCAGGCCACCAUGGGUGACGGAUCCCGGUUUCGCAGACCGUUACCACCCAGACAAGACCAGCACGGUGGUGACGCAGCACAAGCAGCCGGUCCAACCCACUCCCAUGCAGAACCGCAGCUCCAUCCUGCAGGCAGCACAGCAGAGCCCUGCCGACACAAGUGGCCGUACGCCUCUAUGUGCCGCGUGCAACAAGAUCAUCAGGGGACGCUACGUGGUGGCGCUUGGUCGUUCCUGGCACCCAGAGGAGUUCAUGUGCUGUCAGUGUAAAAGGGUGUUGGACGAGGGGGGCUUCUUUGAGGAGAAAGGAUCCAUUUACUGCACCAAGUGUUAUGACAACCGUUACUCACCCAACUGUGCCAAAUGCAAGAAGAUGAUCACUGGGGAAAUCAUGCACGCCCUGAAGAUGACCUACCACGUACAGUGCUUCCUGUGCGCCGCCUGCAAAAUGCCCAUCAGGAACCAGGCCUUCUACAUGGAGGAGGGAGAGCCCUACUGUGAGAGAGACUAUGAAAAGAUGUUUGGUACCAAAUGCCAUGGCUGUGACUUCAAGAUUGAUGCAGGGGACCGUUUCCUUGAGGCGCUGGGCUACAGCUGGCAUGACACUUGCUUUGUCUGUGCCAUCUGUCAAAUCAAUCUAGAGGGGAAGACGUUCUAUUCAAAGAAGGACAAGCCACUGUGUAAAAGCCACGCUUUCUCUCCGCUGUGAGGCUCUGCUGUGCUUCAAGGAGGGGCCGGAACGGAGACUGGGGGGUCUACAGCUAUGCCAAACAAGACCAAGUACUUUACUUGAAGCCUGUAACAUAUGGCUGACUGACAGAGUGAUGGAUAUAGUAGCUCCGCUGGCUUUCACCGGCUGUUAUAGCCCGCUUCGAUCAGCAUUUACUAAGUAUGUGUCAUUCAGCAAAGCACAGAUCUGAAUUUUCGGUAGCUUGCUACAGUAAGCCGACAGACUGGCCUCAGUUUUGCUGUGUUACAAUGCCAGUCAUUCAACUGGAAAAACGGCUUAUGAACUGUUAGAACCACCAAUGCUAGAAUGGAUAACAAGGCAUUUGGAUGAAGUAUCUUAGCUGUCCCUCCUCAUCCACCUCCACCUCCAAAAGUACACCUGCAGUAUUCAUGAUGCUUCAAAAAUCCAAAGAUAUUGUACAUUCUUACUUAUACGGCUCACUUAACUUUCACUUUUUAGAUAUAAUUGGUUUGUUUAUUAGCAGUAUUCAUCAAUUUGGCAUCUGGAGUGAAUCUCACAAGAACUGGUCAUAUUUCACCCCUUUUUAUAUUAAAGAAAAUUAAGCCAUUUGUAAGAAUAUUAACAUUUUUAUGACUUUAUUUUCAUGACAGUUGAGCACAUUUUCCCUACUUGUCUUACUGUAAUGCAAUAAAUAAAUAAAAAAAAAAGUACUGUUUAUACAUCAUGAUAGUAUUUGUACUGCCUUUAGGCUGAUUUUAAUACAGUAAUUUUUCAAUGAAAAUCACCAUAAAAAAAAAAUAAAGGGAAUGUGAUUAUCAUGAAAAUAUUGUCACAGAGGAGGGAAAACUGUUUAAAUCGUGACCCUUUUUUUUUUUUUGGUGAGAUUCAUCCAUUUCAUCUGCACUCUAUAUUUAUCAUCCAAAAUUCUGUCCUCUCUUUUGUCUCAAAUAAGGACAAAGCAUUUCCCAUGCAAUGAGUGAAGCAAUCUAGUCACACUCCGAUACAUACAAUCCAUUUUGUAGGCUAAAGCAUUGCGCAUGUGAUCUACUCAGACAGGAUCUUAAAGUGGCCCCUCAAUCCUCUAGAUGCUGUGCAGCCUACUUUUUUGCUCUGCCUGAUUUGCUGUGCCAGGGUACUUAAGGUAAUGGCAAACCACAGAGGAAUAAAACGCCCCUGGCAGCUACACUGAAAUACAUUAGCACUGAUUGCAUGCGUUCCAUCCUGACCCAACCAAUGGUCUCUACAUGACUUCAAUACUAAAUACGCCACAUUCAUCUGUUCUAAUCAGACAGGUAGUUCUAAUUAAGGGAAGGCCUGUGAUACCAUAAAAAGGGUUUGCAUUGGCGCAAUUGGAUCCUGCAAUCUUAUAUGGUCACUCAUAUUUGCUCACUGUGUUAUUUAAAGCUUUGGCCAGUGGAUUAUGGAUAUCACCAAUAUGUCCUUAAUCUUAUGGCAUUUGGGCAGUACCUCACCCUCCAAACAUAAUGGCUCUUCUUCAGAGACUACAUACCAGAUGCUGCCCGGAACAUCAUUCCCUUAUCGCGAUCUUCUGCGCCGUAAUCGGAAGAAACGCAACACUCCAAUAUCCUGCUCUUUGAAAGCUCUCUCUCUAUAUAUAUUUGAGCCAACAGCUCAAUUUUUGUACUUUUUUUUUUGUAUUGACAAUGUGUUAUGUAUCAACUAUCAAGUGCCUUUUUAUAGCUUUGCAGCCUUUAACUAUUGUGUGUGUCAAACUGCUGUAUUGUUGUGCAUAUUAUAGAGGUUUCUAUGUCAGAUGAAGCAAAUCAUUUAUAAAGAAAUUGUGCUAGAGACACUUAGUCAAUAAAUCACCUGCAGUCA